AUGCUCAUCAACACUUUCUUCAAAGUCCUUGCCUUCAGCCCUGCUGUACUCGCCGCCAUCGAGCCUCGUGACAGUCACGGACGGUGCUUCUGCUAUCGAAAGAAUUCUGGUGUUCAGAACCUCGACAUCGGCCUGACCAGCACUGUCUGUAGCAACUUCAUCACUUCGGUUGGAUUCGACCAGUCCGAUCAUAAGUGUUAUACCACUUCAGGACACAGCGACAUUGAUGGAGACACCUGGGAGGCCCAUUGCAAGAACUACGCACAGGCGGGAUAUCAGUAUGAAGGUAUCCACUACAGGUGGGAUCCUAAGGAUGUGAAGGGCGUCUGCUCUUAG
This is a messenger RNA of Fusarium sp. VM40, 336 nucleotides long. The record is from the annotation of a GenBank genome assembly. NCBI's taxonomy places the organism in Eukaryota, Fungi, Ascomycota, Sordariomycetes, Hypocreales, Nectriaceae.